AUGUCUUCAAGAAUUCCAUUAUCGCCAAGGAAAGAAAGUCUUCUUAAUUCGAGAACACCUUCUCCAACCAAGUCUAACUCUCCUUCGGGCAAGAACAGCCCCACUAAAACCAACCCUUCCACGGCCCUGCUGGUCAGGUUGCCUAAGAUUGGCGUUGACUUGACUCCCAGAAAAGCUUCCACUUUGGGAUUCACCAUAUACGAAGAUUCACCCGAGGAGGCCAUGAGAUAUAAGGUGCAAACGCCUGAAGUUGCAAACGCCUCUGAUGAUAAGGAGAACAUCUUGCAGCCCAAGAAGAUGGAACCAAAACAGGCCCUCCGCCCAAGAAAGCCAUUGGGAAACUUGAACGUAGACGACUUUCCAGGCUAUGUCUCUGCCGUGGGCUCCAUCAGAAGAGCUCCUAUGAGGCUCCGUGAGUUGUACCACUCGAAAACAUACAACAACGAGUCGAAGAGCUUGCACAAGUACAACCGCUUGCCAAGCUAUAUCACGCCACCUAGAAACUCGUUACAGAAGAUUUUGUACUGCGGAGGCAACGAUGAAGAUGACAUCGAGCGCAGACUCACGCUCAAACUGAGAGAAUUGGCUCGUCGGAAACGCCUGAUGUCUGUCGGCUUCAACAAGGGCAAACAGCAUCUUGUCACGAAGAACCUGUUCAAGAUUUCAACGUGA
Molecule: messenger RNA, 672 nt
Organism: Candidozyma duobushaemuli
Lineage: Eukaryota; Fungi; Ascomycota; Pichiomycetes; Serinales; Metschnikowiaceae
Exons: 1
Coding region: 1-672 (223 amino acids)
Source: RefSeq, a predicted model, not a curated record